AUGAAAGUACAUUAUUCUUAUAAUUAAUAGUAUUAUCAAAUACAGUUGUGUCGUGGAUCAGGUAAAUAAUUGGAAACGUGAUAGCACUAGAAUCUUUCAAGAACUGAGAUCAUCGACACAUCAGCUGCUGUCAGCCACUAACUGUGGUCGGUGCACUUUUUUUAAUCGAUCGAGUUUCGAUUUCUGUUCAACUUUCGAUGCGGCGGCAAAUAUAGAUUUGUAAAGAUAAACCGGUCGCGACACACAAGAUACGCUGUUAUUCUAAGCUCGUUUGUUUUUAGCUAGUUCAUUGCGGUGAGUUAGGCAUAUACAAGUCGAGCUCCAAGUGCAAUGGACAGCACAGUGAAGUCUAAGGUCGUGUUCGUUGUAACGACUGCGAAAAUCUUCAUGUGGCAAGAUAUUCACCAAGAAAACUCUCAUCGAAGAGGACUUCCGCGUAGUAAUCUUCAUCGAGUAUCCAAGCAUGGAUUAUAUUGCUAUUGCAAUCAUACUAUUGGAAUUGAUGCUGGAAGCCUCAGGGCUAUUUUCAAGUGUCGAUUGUCCACCUGAAUUACGACGAGAAAUAGCAACUCUAGGAGAUUCACAAUCGCUGCACUUAGACUGCACUAUGCAGUUAUUAUGCAAAAAUCCUUAUCAGGAUGAUUCACCGUGUCCAUUAGGAUAUUUCUACGACGAUUCUGCUAGUUAUGACUGCAUACCUGAGAACGAGACAACGUGUGAGGUCAAGUUUAAGGUCACUGUUGUACAGAAUUUCAAUAUAGAUCAGGAUGAAGUCGGUCCAUGUGCAUUAUCCCAGGAUCCUGGGUACCCUGCACUUUUAUCUCAUCCUGACAACUGCAGUAUGUUUUAUAAGUGUGACUGGGGAUCAGCUAUACUGUUCGAAUGUCCAGAAGAACUGCACUUCAAUUCUGAACUUCAGGUGUGCGACUGGCCCUGGCAGGCACGAUGUGAUUCAUCCUGGACAAGAUGUCCCAGGCCUCAACCAAGAUGCCCAGCCCAUCAUACACGUCCAAUUUAUUUACCUCAUCCAUAUUUAUGUGAUCAUUUCUAUCAGUGCAAUUGGGGAAAUCCGCUUUUGCAGACCUGUCCUGCAGGCCUUCACUUUAAUCCUCGACUGAACGUCUGCGAUUGGCCUUAUAAUUCAAAAUGUAAAGUAUGUUAAUUUUUAAU
This is a messenger RNA of Cephus cinctus (wheat stem sawfly), 1170 nucleotides long. Its product is annotated as peritrophin-1. NCBI's taxonomy places the organism in Eukaryota, Metazoa, Arthropoda, Insecta, Hymenoptera, Cephidae. The coding region runs from base 464 to 1162 and encodes 232 amino acids. The transcript is spliced from 3 exons. Gene Ontology annotation, molecular function: chitin binding. The record is from RefSeq and is a predicted model, not a curated record. Gene Ontology annotation, cellular component: extracellular region.